Messenger RNA from Solea senegalensis (Senegalese sole), 1055 nucleotides. It is a transcript of the gene batf3, whose product is annotated as basic leucine zipper transcription factor, ATF-like 3. The transcript is spliced from 4 exons. The coding region runs from base 708 to 1055 and encodes 115 amino acids. The record is from RefSeq and is a predicted model, not a curated record. Lineage: Eukaryota; Metazoa; Chordata; Actinopteri; Pleuronectiformes; Soleidae. Gene Ontology annotation, molecular function: RNA polymerase II cis-regulatory region sequence-specific DNA binding; DNA-binding transcription factor activity, RNA polymerase II-specific. Gene Ontology annotation, biological process: regulation of transcription by RNA polymerase II. Gene Ontology annotation, cellular component: nucleus.
GGUUAACAAAAUUCAGUUUUCACUUUUGUUAAGUGGUUAAAAACAGUUUUUCCUGACAGUGAGAUCCUUAAAAUCAAAGAAAUAUUAAAAAAUCUUAUGUACAAUAAUAAACACAUUUAACACUUAUAUUAAGUAAAUUCAAGUUUGUUAACCAUUUUCUUUUCUUUUUUGCCUGUUUGAAAUACAAUUUCACAUUUAAAUGUUUUCUGUCACAUAUCAGUUUAUCAUUUAAACAAUCUGUAAAGAAGUUUACUGCUAAUAUAAACUUUAAUAUUUUUCAACCUGUACUGUGUAAGUGUGUUUUCUACUUUGAACCUUUUUUUCAUUCCGACAGAAGGAACUCGCACAGGAGUGAAAAUGAGACUUUGUGGGUUUUAGUGACGGUUAUUUUUAGCUGUGGGCUCAACGUUCACUUCGUUCACGUCGCAGUGAUGACUUGUUCAUUUGGUGGUUGGACUGAGAUUAACCACAGUAUCAUAGUUGGUUUGAAUUUUUUUUCAAUCAUAAUCUCACAAAAUCCUGGUCAACCACAGCCGCAGAGUCACAUGACUUCGAUGAAUCGUACUCACUGCUUCUUCUAAAGUGGCAACACGGGGAAAAAAAAAAGUGAGAAGGAAGCUGAAGUGAAACCGAGCAGCUUCAGCUUCAGCUUCAGCGGACGCCUCGGUCGUCAGUGUCACUUGUGUCGCGGCGCUGAUGCAGCUGUGAUGUCAGAGCGUCUGGAGAGGAGCGCGAGCAGCAGUGACCCGUGGGACACGUGUGAGUGCUCACAGGAUGAAGGCAGGAUGAUGAAGAGGAGAGAGAAGAACAGAGUAGCAGCUCAGAGGAGCCGCAAGAGACAAACACAGAGGGCUGACCUGCUGCAUCAGGCUUGUGAACUGCUGGAGCAGAGGAACCAAAAGCUGAGGAGAGAGGUCGACUCUUUGACUGAAGAACAUCAUCUUCUCACCGAGGCUUUAAAAGCGCAUGAGCCUUUCUGUCCCAGCAUGCACUGCUUCUCCUCCUCCUCUUCGUGCAGCCUGCAGCCUGACAACAGUGCCCCCUGCUGCGUCUGA